Molecule: messenger RNA, 459 nt
Organism: Acanthosepion pharaonis
Lineage: Eukaryota; Metazoa; Mollusca; Cephalopoda; Sepiida; Sepiidae
Source: the annotation of a GenBank genome assembly
AUGUCGUCUUCUUUUGGAUCCGGACUAAAACGCUCCACUGGUUUUCUUUCCCGUGUGUUCCUUCUUUUAGUCUUUUGGUCCCCAAAAACAACAUCUAUUAUGGCGGCUCAUCAUUACGGUGUUUUACGCACCAACGUAGGAGGAGGACCUCAUGGGCUGGGUGACCCUGAUGAUCGUACACUGCGUCAAGUAGAGCGAGAAAUCAUGAUUCCUCAAAAAAUGAAAGAAAUUGCAAAAAAGGAAAACUGUAAUAAACAUGUUGUAGCUUUUGGAGAAUGUGCUAAGCAAUCUGGACUCUUGAUGCCCAUCCAGUGCAAAGAAUUAUCAAAAGAGUUACACACUUGCCUCUCCAAUAUGUACAAAGAUGAAGCAUUUAUUGAGAGAUGCACAAAGGAAUACUUAGACAGUCGUUCAGAAUACAGACGAACAGGAAUUAAGGAUAAGAUGAGGCGUAUUUGA